Messenger RNA from Panicum hallii, 1415 nucleotides. RefSeq names its product dephospho-CoA kinase. The coding region runs from base 421 to 1113 and encodes 230 amino acids. Gene Ontology annotation, biological process: coenzyme A biosynthetic process. The record is from RefSeq and is a predicted model, not a curated record. Gene Ontology annotation, molecular function: dephospho-CoA kinase activity; ATP binding. NCBI's taxonomy places the organism in Eukaryota, Viridiplantae, Streptophyta, Magnoliopsida, Poales, Poaceae. The transcript is spliced from 3 exons.
AGAGAGGCGCAUCGCGAGUUCGCGACCUGUCCAUCGCGCCUCCUUCUUCACAGGCACUGAAGCGCCGCCGCCCGCACCCAGCGGCCGGCGCCGCCGCACCACGACCGCUCUCCGGCCUCCGCACCUCCGCUGCCCCUUCCUGCUGGACGGCUGCACCUCCUCCACUCGCGCCGGCCGCUGCUGCCCUGCUCCUUGCUCUCCCUCGCGGCCUCGCCUCGGAGUGCCAAGCAGCCGCCAGGGAGCUAGGGUUUCGGCCAAAAUUCGCUGCGGCCAGGGAGCCGGUCGGUUCGCCGUAUUCAUCUCUCAUCUCAUUCAGUGGUUUCAGCCAAAAAGUUAGCCAGGACUACCCCAGGUUUGAAUGCUGGUUCCGCCACACUGUACGCUGUUUUCGUUUGAAGCGAGAGGGGGGAAACCGAGGAGAUGAAGCUGGUGGGGUUAACGGGCGGGAUCGCGUCAGGGAAGAGCACCGUGUCCAACCUCUUCAAGGACGCCGGAGUCCCUGUCGUCGACGCCGACGUCGUUGCUCGGAAUGUAGUGCAGAAAGGAACUGGAGGUUGGAAGAAGAUUGUAAAAGCCUUUGGGGAUGAAAUUUUGUUAGACAAUGGAGAAAUUGACAGAGCUCGCUUGGGACAAAUUGUGUUUUCUGACCCAUCAAAGCGGCAACUUCUUAACCGUCUUCUGGCGCCACAUAUUUCUUCUGGCAUAUUCUGGGAGAUGGCAAAACUGUGGAUGAAGGGAUGCAAGGUUAUCAUCCUCGACAUCCCACUGUUGUUUGAGACAAAGAUGGAUAGAUGGACAAAUCCAGUCAUUGUUGUCUGGGUUAAUCCAGAAACCCAGAUCGAGAGGCUCAUGUCAAGAGAUGGUUGCUCUGAAGAACAGGCUCAGAACAGGAUCAACGCACAGCUUGCUCUGGACUGGAAGAAGUCGGAAGCAGACAUAGUGAUCGACAAUUCUGGGUCACUGGAUGACACCAAACAACAGUUUCAGGAGGUGUUGAGGAAAGUCUCUGAGCCCUUGACAUGGAAGGAGCGCUUGCGAUCUCGAGAUGGUCUAAUCUCUGUUGUCAUGUGUACAGCAGUGGGGUUAUUACUUGCCCAGAAGAACCUGCUAUGAUCCUGAUAAGUUUGAGGAGGUUAAAACCAGUGAUGUGUUGUUUCUGGAGACCAGCACGAAUAAGCUUGUGUGGUCUCAUAAGACUGGAAAUUGGAUGGCUGCAUUUGGAACACUUGGUCAUAAAAUAAAAUUUCAUAUGAUUUACUGUAUUACCGUUGAAACAACUCGAUGUCGGUGGCAUAUAGCAUGCCUGAGUGGAGAAAGCAGCUGUCCGUCUGUUUUCUCAGUUGCUUUUACUGGGUAAUGGUUCGAGUCAUGGAACUCUGCUUGGUUUGUUUUGCUGGGCCAAAUAUUGCUUCAAA